Molecule: messenger RNA, 1035 nt
Organism: Centropristis striata (black sea bass)
Lineage: Eukaryota; Metazoa; Chordata; Actinopteri; Perciformes; Serranidae
Gene: nsmce1
Product: NSE1 homolog, SMC5-SMC6 complex component
Exons: 8
Coding region: 150-893 (247 amino acids)
Biological process (GO): double-strand break repair via homologous recombination; DNA damage tolerance
Cellular component (GO): Smc5-Smc6 complex; nucleus
Molecular function (GO): ubiquitin-protein transferase activity
Source: RefSeq, a predicted model, not a curated record
AGGAAAACAACAUUGUGGACGCGGUAAACUUGUUCCUGGUGUUUUGUCCUGACUUUAGAAAGUCGUUUACGAAAUAUUAACAUUUUAAGGUGCCGUUAAACUAAACCAAGUGAAGAAAUAUCCGCCGUAGCACAGAUCAGUCCAGAGACAUGUCACGACAGAUGGGAGACAGCCAUCGACGGUUCCUUCAGACCAUGAUGGCCAAUGGCAUCACUGAUGAACAAGGGGCAAAGAAGCUCUAUCAGUAUUGUUGUGAAACCCACAACACACAGCACAUCCCUGAUAAACUGGAUGAUUUCAUUGAAACCAUCAACUCCAAGCUGCAGCCCAUGUUCAUGCAGAUACGAAAAGGGAUGUCUGAAGAGAACGGCCACCAGUUCUAUGCCUUGGUGAACAUGACAGAGACUGAUGUCACCAGGAUGUCGUCAGAUUAUGCUGACAAUGAGCUGGAACUGUUCAGGAAAACGAUGGACCUGAUCGUGGGCUCUGAGAACGGCAAGGCCUCCUCCACUGAUAUCCUGAACAGUGCCGACACCUUGAUGUCCAGAAAGCUGAAGAAGAGCGAGACAGAGCACCUCUUGAACCGACUCGUGCAUGACAAAUGGCUCUGUGAGAAACGGGGUGAAUACACUCUGUCCACCAGAUGUAUUAUAGAGAUGGAGCCAUACAUUCGUACAAUGUAUCAGGAGCAGGUCAAAGUGUGCCAAAUCUGCCGAAACAUCGCUUUCCAGUGCCAGAUUUGUGAGAAUCCAACAUGUGGCAUAAAAAUACACAACCCGUGUGUUGCCAGAUACUUCAAAGGAAGACCAGAGCCGAGGUGUCCUGCUUGUGAUGACUUUUGGCCACACGAAAUCCCUGAAGUCAGACAGCUGAGAUCUCAGUCCAGAAGAUGAGGACUUCAGCAUCAAAUGUGUGUUUUUUUUUUAAUUGUUUACUUUGGUAAAUAGACUAUUUAUAUGAAUGUCUUUAUUUUCAAUCUAAAACCUAUAAUUCUUUUUUACAAAAAUAAAUCAGAACGUGUUUCACUUAAAUGAC